Molecule: messenger RNA, 2174 nt
Organism: Talpa occidentalis (Iberian mole)
Lineage: Eukaryota; Metazoa; Chordata; Mammalia; Eulipotyphla; Talpidae
Gene: KLHL24
Product: kelch like family member 24
Exons: 8
Coding region: 172-1974 (600 amino acids)
Molecular function (GO): protein binding
Source: RefSeq, a predicted model, not a curated record
GCCGCAGAGGGACCGAGCGGGCCGCCGCUGCUGGCCGCGUCCAGCCCUCGCCGCGAGGUGUGGAAAUUAAAACAACACAAAUAUUUUCACUGGGACUUUGAUCAAGCAAAUGCUAACAAGCCACAUAAAGAAGAUAAUUUCUCAACAAUUAUAUAGUCAACUGAUGUAACAAUGGUACUAAUAUUGGGACGAAGACUAAACAGAGAGGAUCUUGGGGUGCGUGAUUCCCCAGCAACUAAGCGUAAAGUUUUUGAAAUGGACCCUAAAUCUCUGACAGCUCAUGAGUUUUUAGAGUUCUCUUCAGAAUCAUCCCAUGCUGAAAACAUACUCCAGAUAUUUAAUGAAUUCCGAGAUAGCCGCUUAUUCACAGACGUUAUCAUUUGUGUGGAAGGAAAGGAAUUUCCUUGCCAUAGAGCUGUUCUCUCAGCCUGCAGUAGCUACUUCAGAGCAAUGUUUUGUAAUGACCACAGAGAAAGCCGAGAAAUGUUAGUGGAGAUCAAUGGAAUUUUAGCUGAAGCUAUGGAAUGUUUCUUGCAGUAUGUUUAUACAGGAAAGGUGAAGAUCACUACAGAAAAUGUGCAGUAUCUCUUUGAGACAUCAAGCCUCUUUCAGAUCAGUGUUCUCCGUGAUGUGUGUGCCAAGUUCUUGGAGGAGCAACUUGAUCCUUGUAACUGCUUAGGAAUCCAGCGCUUUGCUGACACCCAUUCACUCAAGACACUAUUCACAAAAUGCAAGAAUUUUGCAUUACAGACUUUUGAGGAUGUGUCCCAGCAUGAAGAAUUUCUUGAGCUUGACAAAGAUGAACUUAUUGAUUAUAUUUGUAGCGAUGAACUUGUUAUUGGUAAAGAGGAAAUGGUUUUUGAAGCCGUCAUGCGUUGGGUCUAUCAUGCUGUCGAUCUGAGAAGACCACUGUUGCAUGAGCUCUUAACACAUGUGAGACUUCCUCUGUUACAUCCCAACUACUUUGUUCAAACAGUUGAGGUGGACCAAUUGAUCCAGAAUUCUCCUGAGUGUUACCAGUUGUUACAUGAAGCAAGACGGUACCACAUACUUGGAAAUGAAAUGAUGUCCCCACGCACUAGGCCACGAAGGUCAACUGGCUAUUCUGAGGUGAUAGUUGUCGUUGGAGGCUGUGAACGAGUUGGAGGGUUUAAUCUUCCAUACACUGAGUGCUAUGAUCCUGUGACAGGAGAAUGGAAGUCUUUGGCUAAGCUUCCAGAAUUUACCAAAUCAGAAUAUGCAGUCUGUGCUCUAAGGAAUGACAUUCUUGUUUCAGGUGGACGAAUCAAUGGCCGUGAUGUCUGGAUUUAUAAUUCACAAUUAAAUAUUUGGAUCAGAGUUGCUUCUCUAAAUAAAGGCAGGUGGCGUCACAAAAUGGCUGUCCUUCUUGGUAAAGUGUAUGUUGUCGGAGGCUAUGAUGGGCAAAACAGACUUAGCAGCGUAGAAUGUUAUGACUCCUUUUCAAAUCGAUGGACUGAAGUUGCUCCCCUUAAGGAAGCAGUGAGUUCUCCUGCUGUGACUAGCUGUGUAGGCAAAUUGUUUGUGAUUGGUGGAGGACCUGAUGAUAAUACUUGUUCUGAUAAGGUUCAAUCUUACGAUCCAGAAACCAAUUCUUGGCUACUUCGUGCAGCUAUCCCAAUUGCCAAGAGAUGUAUUACAGCUGUAUCCUUAAACAACCUGAUAUAUGUUGCUGGUGGACUGACCAAGGCAAUAUACUGUUAUGACCCAGUUGAAGAUUACUGGAUGCAUGUACAGAAUACAUUCAGUCGACAGGAAAACUGUGGUAUGUCUGUGUGUAAUGGUAAAAUAUACAUCCUGGGUGGAAGACGGGAAAAUGGAGAUGCAACAGACACUAUUCUCUGUUAUGAUCCCUCGACGAGUAUCAUCACGGGGGUAGCUGCAAUGCCCAGGCCAGUGUCCUAUCAUGGCUGUGUGACUAUUCAUAGAUAUAAUGAGAAAUUCUUUAAGCUCUAAAACCAGGAUACCUCACCCAAGAAGCCGCACCAAUCCAAGAUGGAGAGGUUUUUGAAACUCCAGAGUGGGAACUUGACUUAUCUCCUUUGUGCUAUAGGCACAAAAAAAUAAAAUAAAAUAAAAAUAAUAAUUGUGGUGCCUUUCUCCCCAAAAUAUCAAUCUUUUAAAUGGUAAUAAAGCCUUUAUUGUAUUUGAAAAAA